This is a messenger RNA of Diabrotica balteata, 756 nucleotides long. Lineage: Eukaryota; Metazoa; Arthropoda; Insecta; Coleoptera; Chrysomelidae. The record is from the annotation of a GenBank genome assembly.
AACGUCAAAACAUCAAAAUAAAGAUUUGUCAUUCUAUCAUUCAGUUCUAUUUUUAAAUUCUCGCAAAAUUCAAACGUGUUAAGUUCUUUAAUCAUUAAGUUUUAGUAGAAUAUUUUAAAUAUGUAUCUUAUUUCAUUACCAAGAAUUAAUUCGUUAUUAACUUUGUCUUGCAUUUGUGGGGCCGGUUUGUCCCUUUAUGGUUAUUAUAUAGGACUCGAAUUGGAAAGAAAUGAUAAUUAUAAACCUAUGUGUGAUAUUAACCCACAGGUUAGCUGUAGUAAGGCCAUGCAAUCUAAAUAUGGAAAAGGACUUGGUAUUUUUGGAGAGGAUUCACAAUUUUACAAACCAAACAGUUUAUUUGGAAUAAUGUUUUAUAGUAUGAUAGCUACAUUAGUUCAAUCCAACUCAAAAUUCAUCGCUUGGGUGUCCCUGGUAUUAAUAGCCUUGUCAAACUUUUUAUCCAUUUACUUUGCUUACAUACUUUAUUUUGUACUUUAUGAUCUGUGCAUUGUGUGUGUAGCUAUUUAUGCGGUAAAUGUAAUUAAUUUAUUAUUGAUCAAAUUAAAACUUAAAACAAUUGAUGCCAUCAGAGAGCAAGAAGAGGAAAAGAAUAAAUAAAUUUAGGUAUAACGUGUUUACUACAAGAUUCGUUGCACGUCAUUGUUCAGUUAUUUUAUUUUAUACGAGGAAUUUCUAAAAUAACAAAAUUAUUAAAUAAAUAAUUUCUUCACGUGUAUAUCUAUGGUUUGCAGGCAC